Messenger RNA from Sparassis crispa, 594 nucleotides. Its product is annotated as Transposon Ty3-G Gag-Pol polyprotein. The record is from RefSeq and is a predicted model, not a curated record. Lineage: Eukaryota; Fungi; Basidiomycota; Agaricomycetes; Polyporales; Sparassidaceae. The transcript has a single exon. Bases 1 to 594 code for a protein of 197 amino acids.
AUGAUAAUGAAUACAGUGAAUGACUCUACCAGUUUCUCUCCCUUCCAGUUGCUACUCGGUCGCUCGCCUCAUCUUAUCCCUCCUUUUCUGCAGUCAUUGUUGGCGGACGAUCACAGCAGCAAAAGUGCACUCGCCGCUGAUCUGGUCAAGCAGAUUGACACUGAUGUGCUCGAGGUGCAAGACAACCUUUUUCUCGCGAAAGUCAACCAAGCGACAUUGACAAACCGCUCACGAGAUGUUGACCCCGCAUUUGCAGUCAGCGACAAAGUCCUAUUAUCGACUUUUCACCGCCGGCGAGAUUACAUGCAGCGUGGAGACCACAGGGUUGCCAAGUUUAUGGUAUGCUGGGAUGGCCCAUACCACGUACUCCAUGCUUACCCUGAAUCCUUCGCAUACACACUCGAUUUACCCGCGAUAAUGAAAAUUUUAGCUACAUUCCAUGCCUCUCUCCUCAAGCCAUGGAAAGAAAAUGAUGUGACUCUCUUCCCUGGCAGGCAACACGCUCAACCAGGACCAAUCAUCACUGAUGCUGGCAAACAAGAGUGGAAGGUAGAGGAAAUCAUCGACCACCAUCCGCGCGAAUGUGGUUUCUAA